AUGUCAGCAAUUGGCUCUCUCAUUUUCUGCACCGACUGCGGUAACCUGUUGCGAGAGAGUACUGGAUCUCCAGAUGCUAUUCUGGAAUGUGGUGCCUGUGGUGCAAAAAACAAAGAUAUUCCUCCUCAGACCAUCAUCUCCGAGUCCAAACCAAAUGCCUUCCCUUCCACUCUACGAGCGAAAAGGUCUGCUUUACAGACAUUGACUGCCGCAGACCGAACAAUGGAAGCUGUCACCCAACACACAUGUGCCGAGUGUGGCCGAAAAGAAAUGUUCUUCACUACUGCGCAACUGCGUAGUGCUGAUGAGGGUACAACAGUUUUCUACAGAUGUGUUUGUGGUUACAAGGAAACCUUUAACAAUUAA
Talaromyces marneffei is the source of this 366-nucleotide messenger RNA. RefSeq lists its product as uncharacterized. Gene Ontology annotation, biological process: termination of RNA polymerase I transcription; DNA-templated transcription. NCBI's taxonomy places the organism in Eukaryota, Fungi, Ascomycota, Eurotiomycetes, Eurotiales, Trichocomaceae. Gene Ontology annotation, molecular function: nucleic acid binding; zinc ion binding; DNA-directed RNA polymerase activity. Gene Ontology annotation, cellular component: RNA polymerase I complex. The transcript has 3 exons. The record is from RefSeq and is a predicted model, not a curated record. The coding region runs from base 1 to 366 and encodes 121 amino acids.